Messenger RNA from Capronia epimyces CBS 606.96, 1431 nucleotides. RefSeq lists its product as uncharacterized. The record is from RefSeq and is a predicted model, not a curated record. Gene Ontology annotation, cellular component: mitochondrion; cytoplasm. The transcript has a single exon. The coding region runs from base 1 to 1431 and encodes 476 amino acids. Lineage: Eukaryota; Fungi; Ascomycota; Eurotiomycetes; Chaetothyriales; Herpotrichiellaceae. Gene Ontology annotation, biological process: pantothenate biosynthetic process. Gene Ontology annotation, molecular function: NADP binding; 2-dehydropantoate 2-reductase activity.
AUGACGGAGCUGCGAUCAUGGUGGAGCGGCUCGCCAGAGCCAGACACCCUGGAACCGCCGGCCUCGUUCGACACCAAACCUCUGAAGGACGGCGAUCUGUCGGGACCAGAAACCGAGCACCCCCUCACACGGCGCAUUCACAUCCUAGGUCUGGGGAGCAUAGGGACUUUCGUGGCGCAUUCUCUCCGCUGCCUCCCGAACCCGCCUCCGAUCACGUUGAUGAUUCACAAACGCCAGCAGUAUGAAGAGUUCAAGAGAACAGGCAGAGUGAUCUCUUUGAUCAACAAGGAAAGUGAGAUCAAUGAUGAGCAGCGAGGCUUCGAUGUCGAUUUGUUCGAGGGCACGACUGCGGAGAGGACGGGCCAAUGGAAAUAUAUCCCCGACCAGGAAUGGAUGAAAGAAGUAUCCAAUCCAGUCGAGGAGGGAGAGAUGCUGCCAUCGGGGGAGCUCUACAUCUACUGUCUGAUAGUAGCAGUGAAGGGGCAUGCCACCGUCUCGGCGCUUCAAUCGGUCAAGCACCGUGUGGAUGCGAGAACAACCAUCUGCUUUAUGCAGAAUGGUCUCGGACAGAUUGACGAGCUCAAUCGAGAAGUAUUUACCGACCCUCGAACUCGCCCGACCUAUCUUCAGGGGGUGGUGUCUCACGGAGUCUACAUGACCGAUCCCACAACGGUGGUCUAUGCUGGACUGGGGACGGUGGCGUUGGGUAUUUGUCGAGAUGGCGACCGAUAUCCCUUGCCUCCCAAGACUUGGAACCACAACAUCUCAGAGCUGAGCGAGGAGGAACGCCGCAAAUUCCAUCCCACCGAUAAAGAACUUUUUGCCAACCUUUCUUCUCGAUAUCUGCUGCGCACCUUGACCAGAUCGCCGGUGCUGGCUUGUGCGGCAUUCCCAUAUCUGGACCUGCUGCAAUUGCAGUUGGAAAAACUGGCUCUCAACUGUGUCUUGAAUCCGUUGACCGCGCUGCUGGACGUGCCCAAUGGGACACUCUUGUAUAACAAUGAACUGGCGACGGUGGAGAGAAUGUUGCUCGCCGAGAUCUCUCUGGUGAUUCGCGGCCUGCCUGAACUUGAAGGCAUCCCCAAUGUUCGAGGGCGGUUUUCGGCCAAGAGAUUGGAGCAACUGUGCCACGCCAUUACACAGCGGACGGCGAAGAAUUCCAGCAGCAUGCGCGAAGAUAUGCGGAAUGGCAAAAAACCGGAGCUCGACUACAUCAACGGAUACAUUAUAAGACGGGGCGAGGAACAAGGGGUCAAAUGUGCACUGAAUUUCAUGCUGAUGCAGCUGGUCAAGGGGAAGCACCUGUUCACCAAACCGGGGGAUGCAGUGCCUUACGCCACCAAACGGAUUAGAAUCCAGAGCGAUGAUGCAGACCAGCCAGGAACUGUCACGCUUAGCGAUGAAAGCACUCCGCCUCGAGGAAGUCUUUAG